Messenger RNA from Caenorhabditis sp. 36 PRJEB53466, 638 nucleotides. The record is from the annotation of a GenBank genome assembly. Lineage: Eukaryota; Metazoa; Nematoda; Chromadorea; Rhabditida; Rhabditidae.
AUGUCGCUAUCGAAACAAAAUUUUCAUCCGGAGGUCGAAGCGGCGAUCAACCAGCAGGUAAAGCGUCAUAACUUGGGAAAUUUCCCCUGCUCUACAGAGACAAACUUUUUCAGAUCAACACCGAACUCACCGCAUCGUACGUCUACCUGUCCAUGUGGGCUCAUUUCGAACGUGACGACGUCGCUUUGGCUAACGUCGCCAAAUUUUUUAAGCACCAAUCCGAGGAGGAACGUCAGCACGGAACGGAUCUCAUGGAGAUGCAGAACCUGCGUGGAGGACGUGUCAUUCUGACAGACGUCCAGGCCCCACAAACGGAAUGGCCUUCUCUUCUUGCCGCCUUCGAAGCCGCCUUGGCACUUGAGAGACUGAACAAUGAGCGACUGCUCAACUUGCACGCGGUGGCGACCAAGCACGGCGAUGCCCAGCUUACCAACUUUCUAGAAGGAAAGUACCUUGACGAGCAGGUGGGGUGACAGAAAAUUAUGCACAGAACUUCAGCAACUUUUGAGAGUUGAAAAGUUACCGAGAAUGUUCAGGUUUGCUCAAUCAACGAAUUUGCUCGUUUCAUAAACAAUAUCAAGAGAGCCGGGCCCGGCGUCGGAGAGUACAUCUUCGACAAGGAGGAGUUCUCCGACUAA